AUGUCGAGGAGGAGAUUGUUGAUGCUGUUUAAAACCGAUCGACAUUUACUCAGAUUCUCAAUCAGACGGUCCAUCUCGCAUCACCAACCCUCACUCUCAGCCUCUCACCCUGUGCUUUGCAUGCUUGAGGCCUUUUCAACAGAACCGAAAUUUGAGAAAACUGUUGGAAUCAGUGGAGUGGGGAAUAAUUUUAAAACUAAACGGUGUGUGAACAAUAUUUUGUGCCGCAAACCUGUUGAGUGGAAAUCUGUAGUCCUUAACAAUCUAUCACAGCCCAUCCAUGAUGUGGAUCUUGUAGUUACAGUUGGUGGCGAUGGCACUCUAUUACAGGCUAGCCAUUUCAUUGAUGACUCAGUUCCAGUUCUAGGAGUGAAUUCUGACCCCACACAGGCUGAAGAGGUGGAGAAGCUCAGCAAUGAGAUCGAUGCUACUAGAAGCACAGGCUAUCUUUGCGCUGUAACUGUCAAUAACUUUGAACAGGUACUGGACAACAUCCUCGAGGGUCGAACAAUUCCUUCAAAAUUGACAAGGAUAUCGAUAUGUGUGAACUCACAAGUGCUUUCAACUUAUGCUCUUAAUGAUGUUUUGAUCGCACAUCCAUGUCCAGCAGCAGUUUCACAGUUCUCAUUCAAAGUGUCAACCGCUGCCGGAUCAACAGCUGCAAUGCUCUCAGCAGGCGGUUUUCCAAUGCCCAUCUUAUCUGAGGAUCUCCAGUUUAUGGUAAGAGAGCCCAUUUCACCAGGAGAGACCUCAAGCUUGAUGCAUGGAUUAAUCAAAUCUCAUCAUGAUCAGUCCAUGGACGCAACAUGGUUUUGUCGCCGAGUGCCCUUGACAAUGUAUUUUGUUCGUUUGGUCUGUUCGUGUGUUCUCUUUCUGUGGUGUUGCGGGUUCGAGGCUUGA
This is a messenger RNA of Prunus armeniaca (apricot), 900 nucleotides long. Lineage: Eukaryota; Viridiplantae; Streptophyta; Magnoliopsida; Rosales; Rosaceae. The record is from the annotation of a GenBank genome assembly.